CCAUUCUCCAUCCAGAUUAUCGAUCCAAAUCAAAAUUCGUAGAAAUUUAUUUUGUUUCUCUUUCUGAAGAAAAUGGCGAAGCAGGAAUCUCACAGUGAAGCCGGCUCCAUUGCCUCCGAUCUCAUUCACUUCCUAAAUACUUCUCCGACAGCAUUUCAUGCCGUUGAUGAGGCAAAGAAGCGUUUGAUAAAUGUUGGAUACGUCCAAAUUUCUGAGAGAGAAGAUUGGAAGCUGGAACCUGGCAAGCGAUAUUUCUUCACUAGGAAUCACUCUACAAUUGUUGCUUUUGCUAUUGGAAAAAAAUACGUUGCUGGAAAUGGAUUUUAUGUGGUUGGUGCUCACACCGAUAGUCCUUGCAUUAAGUUGAAGCCUGUUUCCAAGGUAACGAAAGGCGGGUAUUUGGAGGUUGGAGUUCAGCCAUAUGGAGGUGGUCUAUGGCAUACAUGGUUUGAUCGUGACUUGACUGUGGCAGGACGGGUAAUAGUAAGGGAAGAAAAGGAUGGUUCUGUUUCCUUUUCACACCGACUGGUUAGAAUACAGGAACCUAUUAUGCGUGUGCCUACCCUGGCAAUUCACUUAGACAGGAACGUCAAUAGUGAUGGGUUUAAGGUGAACACACAGAGUCAUCUUAUUCCUAUAUUGGCAACUUCUAUUAAGGCAGAGCUCAAUAAAGCAGUUGCUGAAAAUGGUUCCAUCAGAAAUGAAACUGAUGGGAAGAAAUCUACCUUUUCCACGAAGCAUCACCUCCUUCUACUAGAGAUGAUUGCAAGUCAAAUUGGUUGCAAACCAGACGAUAUAUGUGAUUUUGAAUUACAAGCAUGUGAUACUCAACCAAGUAUAAUAGGUGGUGCUGCUCAAGAAUUUAUUUUCUCUGGAAGGCUCGAUAAUCUUUGCAUGUCAUUUUGCUCUCUAAAGGCACUGAUAGAUGCUACAUCUUCAGAAAGCAAUCUUGAAGAUGAGAGUGGUGUUAGAAUGGUGGCAUUGUUUGAUCAUGAGGAGGUUGGAUCUGAUUCAGCACAAGGAGCUGGAUCUCCUGUUAUGUUAGAUGCUCUAUCACGGAUCACAAGUUCCUUCAACUCUGAUUCUAAGCUGCUUCAAAAAGCAAUUCAGAGGAGUUUCCUUGUAUCUGCUGACAUGGCACAUGCCCUUCAUCCCAAUUAUAUGGACAAACAUGAAGAGAAUCAUCAGCCGAAGAUGCAUGGAGGGCUCGUGAUCAAACACAAUGCAAAUCAACGCUAUGCAACCAAUUCAGUCACUUCCUUCCUAUUUGGGGAGAUAGCGUCAAUGCAUAACCUUCCUGUUCAGGAAUUCGUGGUCCGCAAUGACGUUCCUUGUGGUUCGACCAUAGGUCCAAUCCUAGCGAGUGGGGUGGGGAUUCGUACAGUUGAUGUAGGUGCCCCACAAUUAUCAAUGCACAGUAUCCGGGAGAUGUGUGCAGUUGACGAUGUCAAGUAUUCAUACGAGCAUUUCAAGGCGUUUUUCCAAGAGUUCUCUCAUCUGGAUGCAAAGAUCACAGUUGACAUGUAGAUCUUUGCACUGAGGUCUUUUUGGAACCUUCUAAAUAAGUCAGAAAGGCAUCGUGCCUAAAUGAUUACAAAUGAUGACAUUGUUACAUUGUAGCUUGCAGCAUCAAUACGACAGCUUUGAGAUGAUAUUGCUAAAGUACUGAUUUUCAAGACAAUAGAAAAAAUACUACGCUAGAAAAUGACCCUUGGGAGGUUGUGGAAUAAAUCCAGCUACACUCGUGUCA
Molecule: messenger RNA, 1750 nt
Organism: Manihot esculenta (cassava)
Lineage: Eukaryota; Viridiplantae; Streptophyta; Magnoliopsida; Malpighiales; Euphorbiaceae
Product: probable aspartyl aminopeptidase
Exons: 11
Coding region: 73-1527 (484 amino acids)
Biological process (GO): proteolysis
Molecular function (GO): zinc ion binding; aminopeptidase activity
Source: RefSeq, a predicted model, not a curated record